Molecule: messenger RNA, 1500 nt
Organism: Pestalotiopsis fici W106-1
Lineage: Eukaryota; Fungi; Ascomycota; Sordariomycetes; Amphisphaeriales; Sporocadaceae
Exons: 5
Coding region: 1-1500 (499 amino acids)
Molecular function (GO): monooxygenase activity; iron ion binding; heme binding
Source: RefSeq, a predicted model, not a curated record
AUGGCCCCUCUCCAUGUCGAAAGUGUAGGCCUGGCCAAUUGGGCACUCAUUGGCAGUGUUUCUGUCGUGCUCUACCUCGUGUCAGUGGCCAUCUACAGAUUGACAUUCCACCCUCUCGCCUCUUUUCCUGGACCCAUAUCGCACCGCAUCUCAGUAUGGCCACGCGCAAUCCUUCUUGCACGCGGCGAUCUUCCCUUUCACGUGGCGGAGCUGCACCGCCGGUACGGGCCCGUAGUUCGUCUCGGUCCCAACGAGCUCGCAUUUGCGAACCCGCAGGCCUGGAAGGACAUCUAUGGCCACCGGACGGCGGGCCAGGACGAGUUCCCCAAGUCGCCCAAGCUGUACAAGAUCUUUGACGAUCUGCCCGCGUCCAUCAUCAACGCCGGCCGCGAGGAGCACUCUUUGCUCCGCCGGCAGAUGGCCCAUGGCUUUAGCGAUCGUAGUAUGCGCGGACAGGAACCUAUUAUUGGUGCCUAUGUCGACUUGCUCGUGCAGAGACUCCAGUCGAAAUGUGACGACGGACGUAGACCUUUGAAUAUGCGCAAUUGGCUCAACUAUGCGACCUUUGAUAUUAUUGGUGACUUGGGCUUUGGCUCCCCCUUUGGGUGCCUCGACAAUAGCGACUACCACCCCUGGGUCCGCAUCAUUACGGACAAUAUCACGCAGGGCGCCAUGCUCACGGCUUUUGCCUCGGUCGGCGGACGUCCCAUUAUCCAAUACCUAAAGCGCAAUGGCUAUCUAAAGCGCCGCAACCAGCACGAAUUUCUGGUCCGCGAGAACCUCAUGAAGCGCAUGGAGCUAGGUGCUGAGCGACCCGACUUUAUCGAGGGUCUCAUCAAGAUGAAGGAGCCACUUGUACGUAGCAUGAAGAAAUUGGAAAUGAACGCCGGCCUGCUCAUCAUUGCCGGCUCCGAGACGACAGCCACUCUCCUCAGCGGCGCCAUGUUCCUGCUGCUCACGCACCCCGAGGCCCUGCAGAAGCUGACGGCCGAGGUCCGCUCCUCGUUUCGCGACGACGGCGAAAUCACCCUGCUCUCGGUCGGCAGCCUGACCUACAUGCUGGCCUGCCUCAACGAGUCGCUGCGCCAGUACCCGCCCGUGGCCAGCGGGCUGCCCCGCGUGGCGCCCAAGGGCGGCGCCCUGGUCGACGGCCACUUUGUCGCCGAGGACACACAGGUGGCCGUCUGGCAGUGGGCUAUCAACCAUGAUCCUCACCACUGGACCAAGCCCAUGGAGUUUCACCCGGAGCGGUUCAUGGGCGACCCCGAGUUCAAGAGUGACAAGUUGGAUGCUAUGCAACCAUUUAGUGUUGGACCGCGGAACUGCAUCGGACGAAACCUGGCAUAUGCCGAGAUGCGUCUCAUUCUCGCCAAGAUUGUCUACAACUUCGACCUCAAGAUUGCCGACGACAGUCUCCGCUGGCUUCAGGAUCAAAAGGCAUACAACCUAUGGGAUAAGCCUGCGCUCAACGUAUACCUUACGCCCGUCACCCAUUCUUGA